AUGCUCAGAUUCAAGCGCGGGAUGAAAGGGUGGUCAAGGGCACCAGCUAGUGGUGGCGAGCCAGCAAUAGAUCACACUUUGAGAGGAUUUCAUUUCCUCCCUCCAACGCCUCUGCGGCGGACGCAGAAGGAGAUGCCGCCCGACACAGUCGAGCUAGUCCUGCACGGGUUGAAGGGAGAGCUGCUGAUGGGGCCUGAUGUCGUUUCCUUGGGCGUAAGCAUAUCGCAGAUCAAGAGGCGAUUGCUCGUCCACUCUCGCCAGGAGGUGAUCAAAGGAAGCGUGACCCGAGCAUUGCAGCUGUACAACUUCAUAGCGCUGGGUGCUGUGGUUCAUUUCUUGCACAACCGUCGAGCAGUUGAUGACAUGGAAACCUUGCGGACUUUGAGACUUGAUGAGCAGCACGAAGGUACCGGAAAAUACUCGCCCGAUACUUUGGCGCACUUGGCACAGGUGAAGAAGAGCCUCGCAGCCACAGAAUCCACAGCACGUCUGCCCGAGCCCCGGGAGGUGCUGGCAGCUCCCAGGAUCGAGUUGGUGGCGGUGGUUUUCGUCCACAUCUAUGGUGUCAUAGCCUGGGGCGAUGCUUCAGCAGGUGGCUCUAUCCCGCUAUCUCUUUCAGACCGCUUGUCUGGUGGAAUCACUUUUGUGGUCGGCAACACCCGAGCUUUUGCGGCAGUGUCGCAGUCAGGUGCAGUCACCACUUGGGGGGAUCCAGCCUGCGGCGGCAAUUCUGGAAAAGUUGCGGAUCAGCUCAAGUCGCGGGCCUUUCAGAUUUGCUACAACGAGUGGGCCUUUGCUGCUUUCAGAGAAGGUGGCCAGAUUGUAUGUUGGGGCGACCCGGACGCCGGCGGUCAGCCGUCGGGGAUUGGAGCUUCCUUGACCUCCGGUGUAGUGAAAGUUUGCAGCACAGAGUUUGCCUUCGCUGCACUCAAAGAAAGUGGACAAGUCGUCACCUGGGGGGAUGCAAGUGUAGGUGGCGACUCCAGCAGCGUUGCGUCCCAGCUCCAGAGUGGCAUCGUGAACAUUUGGGCCAACGCCGGGGCAUUUGUGGCAGCAAAGUCGGAUGGUUCUUUGGUGAUUUGGGGUGACCCAAGCGCCGGUGGGGACAUGAAUGCGCUCAACCAGGAGGAAGCUCGUGACAUCGAGACCUUGUUCUGCAACAUCCGCGCGUUUGCGGCCAUUGCCCAAGGAGGUCGCGUAGUUGCUUGGGGUGCUCCUGGGUGUGGAGGAGAUACUUCCGCUGUUGCAGCACAACUCACAGGAGGUGUUCGGGACAUCCGGAGCAAUGGGCGCGCCUUCGCGGCCAUCAAGGACAAUGGAGCUGUUGUUGCUUGGGGCAACCCCGACUUCGGAGGUGAUGCAAGUGCUGCAAGGCAUUUGAUGCAGCACAGCAUCGUGGAUAUCAUUCCGAGCUUGAAGGCUUUUGCAGCCUUGAGGGAGGACCCAAUGAGCAAUGGCUUCACGGUCAUGACGUGGGGUGAUGCUCAAACAGGUGGUGAUUCGAGCGCGGUGUCUCACCUCUUGAUUGGCAAUGUGCAGCAAGUGGUAGCCAACGAUUGGGCAUUUGCAGCCAGAAGAGACGACGGCAUCGUUGUUUGCUGGGGUGAUCCUGCUUCUGGGGGCGAUGAGUCUGCCGUGGAGGAACGUAUCCGGCAAGCAGGUGGAGCCACGGCCUUGUACAACACGUCCCGUGCCUUUGCCGCGGUCCUCCAGGAUGGCUCCAUCUGCGCUUGGGGAGAGCCCAGCUGUGGAGGAGACUCCGCACCUGCAGAGUUUGAGCUGGGAGACCAGAAGGUCCUGGACAUGUGUGCAAAUGAUUAUGCAUUUGCCGCUCGUACUUCGAGCGGAUCCGUUGUUGCCUGGGGCCAUAAGCUGUAUGGAGGCCACAUCGAGGAGGAGGCUGCCAGCAAGCUGCUGUCGGGCGUCACGAAGAUGAUUGGAAACAAGUUUUCUUUCCUCGCCAUGAAGAGAUCGGGCACCUACGUAACAUGA
Molecule: messenger RNA, 1992 nt
Organism: Symbiodinium natans
Lineage: Eukaryota; Dinophyceae; Suessiales; Symbiodiniaceae
Source: the annotation of a GenBank genome assembly